AUGGCAUCAAAUACAGACAGCCCUCUUACUAUCCCAUUAUUACCCGAACAAGACGGGGCUGGCUAUCAUACCCGAAAUGGUCCAGGAGAACUUCAGCGCCCAACCAUCAUUGAUGAUCUCUGUGCCGGGCUUCUGCUUCAAGUUGAGUUACAGGGUGCUGUGCAUGGAACACUUAGUCGUGGAGGAGAUCCCGCGACUCUUCUUGUGGUGAAAUUUUACUUCCAAGGCCGCACAGAGAAGCGACGGUUUCGAAGCGCAGAGAUCAAGAUUAGAUUUGCCGAUGAGCAACAACCCCUUCAAGAGGACCCAGAGGUCUUAGCUCUCUGGCCAGAAGGCGACUUCACUUUCAAUGAAUCCCAAGUGGACUUGAGCGACAGUAAAAGCGGCGGCGCCAACCUCAGUGGAGGAGCUGGAGCAUUUCAGAUGGGGCUUAAUGGCACCUGGACACGAACCCAGGGUAGACAAUUGAAAGAAAGAGCCAGCAUCAAUGGUGCGAGACGAAUUGAGGGGCGUGAUUGGGGUGCAAGAAACGUGGUGCGCUUGAUUUUGGAUGAGAAUCGUGGCCAGGAAGGAGGGAUCGUCAGCACAUUAUCAACAGCAAUCUUGGUGAAGCGCAAAUAUGCCACUCAGCGUUUCAUUGCCCAAAUCGAAGUUACAGCACAGGCAGAUAUGAAAUAUGCAACAGCCUCUAAGAUCCGGGAGCUCUCUGGCAAGACUCCCUUGAAUGAUCCUGUGGUGUUCGACCCCAAAUGCGAACCAACCAUUGCGGCAGUCGAGGACGCUUCGAACUUGGCAGCCGAGAGUCUAGAGUCUCUAGCCAGUAUUAUUUCCACGACCGUUCUUUCGACUAUCCGGGGUGUUGCAGACGGGCAAAAAGAAACGGCGGCGUGA
Messenger RNA from Penicillium macrosclerotiorum, 891 nucleotides. RefSeq lists its product as uncharacterized. Bases 1 to 891 code for a protein of 296 amino acids. The record is from RefSeq and is a predicted model, not a curated record. Lineage: Eukaryota; Fungi; Ascomycota; Eurotiomycetes; Eurotiales; Aspergillaceae. The transcript has a single exon.